GUUUUGUCGUUAUUAUUUAUGCAGGUGAAUAGAAACAUCUAAGAGGCUUUAGAAACUGUUGAGCAUAAUACAUGUUAAAAUAAACAAGAAACGGACAUAAAUCUAUCGGAAGUCAAAACAACCAUGUAUACUUUGUCUCGUUGUGUUUAAGAUAAAUAGCCAUUUUUUGAUCAAAAAGUGAGCACGCUUGGUUGCUGAUUAUUGACAAGGCACCUCUCGCUCGGAAGCUUGGAAGUGGCUUACAACCUGAACAAUGAUAAUAAUUAGUAUCGUUUACUCUCUGAUGGAUAUAUCACGCAUUUAACUGCGGGGAGGAAUGUCUGCUGGUGAGGAUAGCAUUCUCCUACAGGUCGGGCGAAACUGGUGGUCCAAAACCAAACUAUGACGGCUUCAUCCCACGUGAUCGAUAGAGCGCCUUAACCAGAGAUUAUAGCUUUGGGGUUUCAAUGACAGUACUAAAUUUUUUUUGCAGUCUCUUUUCUAUUUGUGUAUAUUUUGGUCCAUUAAUUGUUAAAUCAGAAGUUAAAGGAUUACGUAUUUUUCGAGAAUUCUUUAUUUAUCACGGAGACUGUACGUCUCAUUCCUUAGAGAGCGCUCGGAGACAAGACAGAUGUAUUUAGGGGAGGAAUGAAUUAAGCGCAUAAUGUGAUAUCCAGAAGAAUUUAAGCUUGCUGCAAAUUCAAUUCUUACAGAGAAAUAUGGAAUCGACUAAUGGUGAAAACUUUACAGCAAAUAUUUUUUUUAAUUUUACCUGUUUAAAUGGAACUUUGAAUAUGUCAAAAUUGUGUAACGAUUCCGGAAUCAACUCGUUUCCCUCAACGAUUCAUUCGGAUGAUGAAGAUAAGUUAUCCAUAGAUGCCUUAAUAGGAUUAAUAUUUCUGUAUGCCAUAACAACUUUUCUGUCCUUGGGUGGCAAUAUUUUGGUGGUAUUGGUCUUUGUGAAAGGUCGACGUUCGAGAACAGACCUUAGACUCUUCCUAAUCAACCUUGCAGCAUCCGACUUAAUUAUGGCAGCCUUUUGUAUGCCUUUCACCUUUGCUGACAGCAUUAUGGGCUACUGGGUGUUUACAGCCCCCUUGUGUCCAAUUGUGUUAUUUUUUCAAAUUUUUUCCGUAUGUGGAAGUGUAUUUACUAAUGUCGCAAUUGGAAUUGAUAGGUUUAUGGCGGUCUCAUUUCCGUUGCAUUCCAGAAUUACGUACCGACGGGGAAAAUACGUAAUUGCAUUGGUCUGGCUGUGCGCGUUUGCACUUUCGGCCGUGCAGUUUUUUAUCGGACGGUCGUCCAUCUACAAGGGCAAAGUCAUUUGCAACGAGGAAUGGCCCCACCCUAGUUCACGUCCACUGUACACUGUCUUUGUGAUGAUUUUGACCUACCUGUUUCCUUUACUUAUUCUUCUACUUACAUACACCGUAGUUGGAAUAAUGCUUUGGAAGCGGACGGCCCCGGGAAAUAAACAUUAUGAAAGAGAUAGACAUCAACUUCGAUCGAAAAUUAAGGUCGUCAAAAUGUUAGUCAUUGUCGUUGUGAUGUUUGGAAUCUGUUGGUUGCCUCUCCACUUGUUCAAUCUCAUGGGAGACUUUACCGAAGUUUUUAAAGAUGUUCCACACCAACAAAAACUCGCCCUUUUUCUGGGCGCCCAUUGGUUAGCCAUGAGCAACAGCUUUGCAAACCCAAUCAUAUAUGGAUUUACCAAUGAAACAUUCAGGGCAGAUUUAGUUGUGCUUAUGCACAACUGGUUUCCAUGGAGUCAUUGCCUUCGGAACUUGAUGAUUCGAACCUACAGCCUUUCAACAUAUGACAGUGUCAUCUACCGACGGACCACCAUGCUCAACAGACAAACCUCAUUUAACAACAAUUCGUGUUCCAGUAAAUCUCUCAAAGCAACAACGACGCUUAACGGAAGUGCCAGGCCAAUGAGAAAACUCCAUCGUGUUGGAACAGAGGUGCGAACGAAUAAAUCCAAUAUUCCUGUCAGAAAGUUUAGUUCAAUUCAAUACAAACACAGACUACCAUCAUCCGAUGAACAACCAUGACACCUGAUUUUUUUCUGUUAAUUUAUUUUUCUAUUAAUAUCAAAAAUUGAUAUAAUGUGAAUAUUGAUGAAAGAUGUUUUGGGGUUGUUUUUUUUAAACAAAUAUGUGAUUUCUUAAAUUUGUUUGUUAGAUUGCAAUGAGCAACUUUAAAACAAUUAGAGUUUUAUGAUUCUAUAUAAAGAUUCAAUCUGAUGUUGCAGAAUUAUAUGCACUGACUGAGUAGCACUGGUAAGAUCAGGUAGCUGUUCUGUCGUCAUAGGGUGUUAGCAAACAGGAAGCAGAUGACGGAUCGUGAUAAAUCUCCAGCAUACCUCUCCCCUUGCAGCAUGAGCAUACAGGGAUACCCUGUUUUCCUUGUCGUCACGCGAGAACACACUUGACAGAUCGUUCUCUGUAAAAGUUGUUGUAAAUUUUUUCCGCUGAAUAAGUACUAUUUGUUAACCCGACAUUUUUAUUUGAAAUCUAUAAUUACUUUAGUGUUUACUUCUUAAGAAUUAACGAGGCCGGGUCUAAUUUUUUCUGCCCUAGAUUUUUGAAUGAAAUUUUUAACAAGAAUUUCUACUGAUAUAAUUAUUAUUUUAAGUUUAAAAAAAUAAGACAUUUACCACACCGUUUGUUUAAGGGGUCAUCUCAAAGUUUGUUGAUUUUUAACAUAGGACUCUAUGGGAUUUUGCUUGAAAUGUACCAAAUUUGCACAUUUUUUAAACUUCUGCCCUAGGGAUUUCUUUUUCUGUUCUACAAAUAAAAGUUAUUGCUGAAAGGCAUCAAAUUGUCAAAUAAAAAAAACAUUCUACCUCCUGGUUUGUUCCAGGGGUCUUAUCAAAGUUAUUUUUUGUACGCCCAAUUUCCCAGUUUGUCAGAUAAUGGCUAUUUUUUAUUUGACAAAGACGGAAAUGGUGACCUUUAUUGUAUUAUUAAAACAUUAAGACAUAUUUCGGUAAUAAAUAAAUAUAUAACAUCACAUAUUAAGGGUAAAUGAUAUGAAAUACAUGGUUAAUGUCUUGAAAUAAAUAAAUUUAGCGAUAUUUAGGCGGGUUAAGAAAACGUGACAGAGGGUUAGGCUUGCUGAACCCUCUUCACGUUUUCGACCCGAGCCCAAAUAUAGCUUAUACUUCGAGACAUUUAUGUUUAUUCCACAAUAUAAUAUCAAUUUUACACAUCAAACGAGUUAUUUUCAACAAAUUUCGCUGAAUAUCUGCAGUUGAAACUAUCACGCCAUGGCGUCAACAAAGCAAAAAGAUGACGUCACAAUACAAAUGAAACGCUGCGCGAAAGCGUGCGUACUCGUUCUGUACUCGGCCUCGUUUAGAGCUAUUCAUUGCGUCAGAAUAUGAAGAAGACAAAUUUUGACAUUUAGAAGACAAAACAUGAAAAAUGUUCACGUACUAGAAUUGUAUUUCCAAACCUUUUCCAGAUAUUUAUGCAUAUACAAGACGGAUACCGGUACAUUUUUGAUUAAUUGAAAACUUCCUUGGUGUUAUCAUACAGUCUUAACGUUAUGCAAUUUGUUGACUGUUAAUUUUCAGUUGUUGAGUUCUUAUCCAAUAAAGUUCCUUUCA
Magallana angulata is the source of this 3592-nucleotide messenger RNA. RefSeq names its product RYamide receptor-like. Gene Ontology annotation, molecular function: neuropeptide Y receptor activity. Lineage: Eukaryota; Metazoa; Mollusca; Bivalvia; Ostreida; Ostreidae. Bases 699 to 2033 code for a protein of 444 amino acids. The transcript has 3 exons. Gene Ontology annotation, biological process: neuropeptide signaling pathway. The record is from RefSeq and is a predicted model, not a curated record. Gene Ontology annotation, cellular component: membrane.